Betta splendens (Siamese fighting fish) is the source of this 4368-nucleotide messenger RNA. RefSeq names its product nucleoporin 160 (gene nup160). Gene Ontology annotation, molecular function: structural constituent of nuclear pore. The coding region runs from base 35 to 4237 and encodes 1400 amino acids. The record is from RefSeq and is a predicted model, not a curated record. The transcript is spliced from 34 exons. Lineage: Eukaryota; Metazoa; Chordata; Actinopteri; Anabantiformes; Osphronemidae. Gene Ontology annotation, cellular component: nuclear pore.
UAAAAGUUUCAAGUCAUAGCGCGGGACGGAUCCUAUGACGUUGAAGUGGGAGAAGAUGGCGGCGGCGGCGGCUUUGGAGCGCAGCUUCAUAGAGAUCUGUGGAUUUGAAAGGGAAACUCCGCACAGGUUUAAAGAAGUCACCGUAAACCUCGGUCUGACUGUUGUUGCUGGUGGGAAGUUUCCAGACAGUGCAGGCGCGUUUCAUUAUGAGGAGAGCGGGAAGCUGCUGUCCAUUACCAGUAACAGAUUUGUCCACUGGUCCACGUCAGGAGACAUAGUUCAGCUAGUGGAACAGUCUCUGGACACCAACUUGCUCAACAACGCCGUCAAACUCCGGUUCACCCACUGUACUGUGCUGCCUGGGGGGGUACACAUACAGGAGACCCUCAACAAUGUGGUCAUCCUCAUCUCCACCAAUCAGAGCAUCCAUAGACUGGUGCUGCCUCACCCUUCUCGCAUGUACCGCAGCGAAUUAGUGACAGAGCUGCAAAUGCAGUCCAUCUUUACUGAUGUGGGGAAGCUGAGUCUACAGGACUCCCCUUAUGGUGCCAUCAUCCCUGUUGGGCCCAUAGGGAGUCCCAGCACUGCAACGUCCUGGCUCAGUCGUGAGGGAGAAGCCCACUAUGCUCUGGCCUCCCCAGCAGGAGGGAUCAUGGUGGUGACUCUGCCCCCUCAUGAUACACAAGGCAGCAUGUCUGUGCUGGAGCUGAAGAGAAGCUCUAUGAUGCAGAGACUCUCAGGCUGGAUGCCCUCAUCCAUCAGGGGGGAGCACGGUCCGGCUGACCUGGCCCUCAGUCUGGCUGUUCGAGAACUAGAGGAAGAUUCCUUCAUCUUCGCCCUGUGUCAGGAUCACAAACUGCGCAUGUGGUCCUUCAGGGAGCAAGCCUGUCGGCUAGAGGCCGACAUGCUGGAUUACAUGCCAGCCUGUAAAGGUGUAAAGCGUCUGUCGGGCCAGGGCCACCGCCUGAGGCUGGCCUUCUCCUCCAUAACCGGCCUGUGUCUGUGUGUUUACCUGGCUGUACCUGCCAGAGGACAGUUCAUCGUUCUUCAGGUGGUCCCCACCAAUAACAAUCGCUACAGCUUCGAGCACAUCUCUUCCCUUUUCACCACUCAGGAGACACUUUUGGACUUUGCUCUCACCUCCUCAGAUGUCUGGGGACUGUGGGUAGAUGACUUCAACAACACUGUUGUCAAAUACAUCAGUUUUGAGCAUAACACAGCAGGACAGUGGAACCAGGUGUUUGUUCAGCCUCCACCAGAUGAAGAAGUCCACAUCGGAGUGGACCAGGACCCCAGAGAGACGUACCUGGAGGUUCUCUUCUCUCCUCUGCGAUUCACUGCGUCAGCAAUAGUUAAAGCUCUUCAGAUCUAUUGUCGGGGGUCAGAGAGAAUCACUAAUGUCUCCUGGGAAAGCCUUAAGAAGGAGGUGACUUUGGCUGUGGAGAGUGAGCUGCAGAGCAGCGUGACAGAGUUUGAGUUUUCUCAGGAGGAGUACCGUCAGUUGCAGGUGGAGUUCUGGUCCAAGUUCCAUGCCUGUUGCCUGCAGUACCAGGAAGCUCUGUCCACUCCUGUGGGUCUAACAGUCAGCCCCCACACAUCUAUGGUGUGCCUGCUAAAGAAGGGUUUUAUCUCGUUCCUCCUGCCGUGCUUUGCUGUGGAUCAUUUGUAUCUUUCCUAUGACGAGUAUCUGUUUUCUGAGGAGGAGACGCCCAUCACGGAUGAUGUGGAGGGGGGGCAUGACAUGCUGCAGAUGGUUCAGUGCCUGCGUCUGGUGACUGAUGCAGUUUCUGGAGAGAUGGCAUAUGAGAUGGAGAAGGCGUUGGAACACCUUGAGUCACCAGAGAGAGCUGCAGAACUGGUCCUGGAGAACUUGCUGUCCAACAACCACAGUGAUAACGUGAUUGACGACAUCCAGAACAAGAUGCAGGACAUCAGGAACCCAAUAUCAGCUAUGAUGGUUCUGCUGAGGGAACUGGACCUGGAGACGGAUGCUGAAGUUGGAGGAGGAACCAUUGCUCCUGAUGCAGGUCAGAAUCUAAACAUGCGGAUCAGUCUAUCUCAGCUGUAUGGCAGCAGCUCUGCUGUGUCUGUGAUCUGUCAGACGGUUUGUCACAUGGCCAUGACCAGAGCCGUGUUCUGCAGAGACCUGCUCAUCCUGCAGAAACUCUAUAUGCGAUUUGGAGACAAUGUAUUUCUGGGUGGGGGUGGGCAGCUGUUGCAGUUACAACAGGAUCUGAUUCCUCGCUGCUCCCACCUCCUCUCCUCAUACCACGUCCUGAAGCACUUCAGUCAGAGCCUGGCCUCCUCUGUCCCUGUGGAUAUCAUAGAUGCUAACCUUCAGCACCUCACAGUGUUGGAAUUGUCUGACAGCCCGGCAUUCUCCACUAUCAGAUCAGUGUUAAGUCCUCAGACGGUUGUAGAGAUGUUCUACCAGACUGUUGCCAGGAAGAUCAUCAUCUCUCAGAUUUACUCUCAGCAGCAGAGCAGCACCCUGCUGCUCUGGCCUCACAUGGUCUCUAAUGUGGUCCACCUGCUCGCUCAGCUUCUUUGGCCCAGUAACCCUGGUUUCCAGUUCCCUGAGUGUCUGAUGGCCAACUGUCAGCACAUACAGCUGCAGGAGUAUGUGAGACUGAUAAGUCCGUGGUGUCAGGUCAACAUUGGCUCCUGUCACUUCAUGUUGGCUCAGUGCUAUCUGGCGUAUGGCGAAGGCCAAAAGGCUCUGCAGUGUUUCCAGAAGGCAGCGACCGAGGUGGAGAAGGAGGAGUUCCUGAUGAGACUGACAGGAGCUGAAGAGGACGAAGCUGCUUCCACCCCUCGAUUACAAUACUACAACAAGGUCCUGCGUUUACUGGAGGACGUUGGUCUGCCUGAGUUGGUCAUCCAGUUGGCUUCUCUGACCAUAAACGAAGCAGUGAGUGACAUCAGCAGUCUGGCAGCACUGUGGACUAGAAUAUUCAAACAUCAUCUGGAUCUUGGACACAAUACUGAAGCCUACGAAGCUUUGACACAGAACCCAGAUAAUAGCAUGAAGCUUGAUUGUCUACGUCAGCUAGUGGUGGUCUUGUGUGAACGUUCUCAGCUCCAGGAUUUAGUUCAGUUCCCAUACGUCAAUCUUCACGAUGAGGUUGUCGGUAUCAUCGAAUCUCGGGCUAGAGGUUUGGACCUGCUGGCUCAUAACUACUACGAGCUGCUCUACGCCUUCCACAUCAACAGACACAACUACAGGAAAGCUGGUACGGUGAUGUUUGAGUUUGGAAUGCGACUGGGUCGGGAGGUUCGCACUCAGCUUGGCCUUCAGAAACAGGUGAACUGUUACCUGGCUUCUCUCAACUGUCUUCGCCUAAUUAGACCCGAGUUCGCCUGGAUUGUGCAGCCAGUCUCUGGAGCUGUGUAUGAGCGUCCAGGAGCAUCUCCAAAGAGAAACUCUGAAGGAGAGUUUUCUUAUGAACCAGGUAAACGUCAGGUUGACAUCCUGGAACUCAGGGACCUGGAGAAGGAGUACGUCCUUUCCCGGAGCCGUCUCACCCUGGCUCAGCACCACCCACCGUCUGCCUCCAUUGCAGGCAGUGCGACCGCUGAGGAGAUGGUGUCCCUUCUGGUCCAGACCGGGCUCUAUGACUCGGCUCUGUCUGUGUGUCAAACCUUCACUCUGAACCUGACGCCGGUCUUUGAGGGUCUGGCCUUCAAGUGCAUCAAGCUUCAGUUUGGGGGGGAGGACACUCAGAACGAGGCCUGGACUUGGUUGGCUGUUAAUCAGCUGUCGUCAGUCAUCAACACCAAAGAGUCCAGUGCCACAGACGAGGCGUGGCGGCUGCUGGCCUCCUACCUUGAGAGGUAUCCGUCCUCUAAUGGACAGCAUCAACGCUGCGUCAUCAGCAAGCUGCUGUCACACGGUGUCCCGCUUCCUGAUUGGCUGAUCAAGUUAUACAAGGCCGUGGACGCAGCAUCGCUGCUCCGUCUCUACCUGCAUUUUGACCUCUUGGAAGCUGCAGCUGAGCUGGUGCUGGAAUAUGUUGACGCUCUGCUGGGGAGGGGACACCAGUAUUUUGGAAUACAGAGAGCUCUGUCUGCGACGUCUUCUUCUGUCUGGCUGCCGUACACCUCCAUUGAUCAGCUGCUGCAGGCGCUCAGUGAGACUCAGACCAACCUUAGCAUUUACGUCAAGGUUCAAGACAAACUGGAUGAAUAUCACAAACUAGUGGAUCAGACGACGAGACUGAGGCUGGCGGCUCGAUGAGAAACCAGUGGAAACAGAGUUCUCUUGCGUCUGGAUUCUUUUUAAAUGUGUAAAUUAUUAAGUGGCUGCUUAUGGUUUUUUACUGGUCAUUUUUCUGUAAGCCCUGAAGAAUAAACUUUGUUUCAGUGAGA